CCAUUAAUCACUUUAUUAAAAAUCAUGAACAGAAGUGAAGACGGGACUCUAACGAAAUGGAAAAGACAUUGGAAAGCAAAACUGAAAUUACAGGCAGGAGGCUUGAUAGUGCAUGAGGUGCUGGCGCAUACAAGAGUUAAAAUUUUCAACGUGCAACAGAUGUUAGGGGACCUUGUACACUGGGAAAACAGCCAACCAUUGUAAAAUAACGUUGAAGGACAUUAACAUGACUACCCCCCCCAAAAAAGCGCCAUAUCUUUGGACCGAAAGCAAUACUUCUACUUUCAACGAAUGAGGUGGGUUUCACUGUUUGAGUGGUUUGGAAGGGAGCCCUAACUUCAUGUAUUUCCAUGAGGCUCCAUCCAAGUUCCGGUUCUGUAAGUUGUACGCAGGUAGGUAAAAGCAAAACCCAGCCAAGAAAGUUGGAAAGAUGUGCAAGGAAGCCAGCAGGUAAAACACAAGAAGAAGUUCAAAGCAAAGUCGGGAAGAGUCCGGGUGGAAGCACGAGAGAAAGAAAACACAGAGGGAGAUCAAGAGAAUUGGUCAAAACCAAGAAGGAGUCAGACCGGCAAACCACGAGAAUAGACUCAGUGACUGGGACGAGUGAUGUUGCCCUUACUGGUCUUUAAAUAAACAAAGGUAAGUACUGGUUUAAUUGUGCACCAGUGGAACUGAUUGGAGAAUUAACAGACACCGUGGGGGCUCGUCUGAUUGCUGUGGAGAUAUGGAUACAAACUAGAGUCUGUCCAAGACUGGGCAUGACUCUACCAGUCGGGGGCUAGCUUGCCAAGUCAUGAUCUCUUUAAGUGUAGUUUGGGGGUUGAAAGCCAGUUAGUUGCCUCUACAAUAGCUGCAAUAAAUACAUCUGAAGACUUUCUGUAUUGCUGGGUGCUCCUAGUUAAUUUCACCACAACACCAUAAUUUCACCUUAAUAGUCGCAAUUAAAGGUUUGACUAUAAGGUACAACGUUGCACUUCCGGGAAUGUUAUUGGCUAAAGAAAUGUAUGUCUAUUUUCUCACAAGCUUAGUCAGCACGGCACACGCAAUAUGUCUUACACAGUAGUCUCUUAGGUAUUGAUAUGCAAGCUGCCUCUUUCACGAACAGCAUACAAAGACUGUAAAUCCUCAGCUCCAUCAAUCCUAACCUUUUCUAAUGGAAUCAAUUGGAAAGUUUUUGAUUCAAGAUCAAAAAGAUCUUUAACAUGGCAUCAGAGUUCUCAUCAAUUGUAUGCUGAUGGAGACAAUACGCAACAAUACGAUUUAGCAACUAAAUGUUUCUACAAUACCACAUUAAACACCACAUGUUUAGCUUGAUUAACAGCACAUUCUUUAUAGGAUGAUGGGAUGAGCAACGUUAUUCAGAUAAGGAUAACUUUAGUACAGUAAACAAGCUAGUAAGCAGCUCAACAUAAAAUAGAUUAGAUUAAGAUAAUUCGGUUCCAACUGUCACAAUUCUGGCUGAUUCAAUCGACGCUUUGAAAUGCUGGAACUGAGUUUUUCAAUUUUUUUAAAUAUCGUGAAGGCUGGUAAUGAUCACAAUGCAAACAAACAGUAACCUCAACUUUACAAAAGUUGUACAGUAUGCUUAGCAAAAAAUGUUGUAUAAUAUUUUUCCUUUGGUACCUUUAUGCAAGGAACUUAUAAUGAUAAGCUGACAAGAAAAAGCUGAUGUGUAGUCGACCUUUUUCAUUUUGUCUCAUGAGGUGGUCACAUAAUGAAGUAUUUGUUGCUCCUUAACCUUCAUGGAGAAACGUGAUCCCCGAGAAGGAGACUGUAACAAAAUCAGUUCAGUAACAGUGUCACAGGAUUGCCCUUCCCAUCUGCCUGUGAGGGCAGUACUGUUAAUCAAAUUAAACAUGUGGUGUGUCUCUGUCUGAUUGAGGACGUCCUCCUGGCGAUCCCCCUGAACUCCCUGCGAGUGCUCGCCGCCGUCGGUCUCCACUCGCUGCUCUUCCAGGUCAACAUGAGGUUUGAGGAGCUGCUGAAAGAGGUGGGAGCCUUCUCCAGGUUCCAGGGAAUGGUGGUGCUUCUCCUCUGCAUUCCCAGAAUCAUCCUCCCCCUUCACUUCCUGCUGCACAACUUCAUUUCUGCCGUGCCUCCUCACCACUGUGCCGACCCACCCUUGGAGAAUGGCAGCGCUUUGGCUGAAGCAACUGAGGCCGGGAUACUCUCGCACACCAUUCCCCGGAAACCCGAUGGCUCGCCCAGUUCCUGCUCUGCCUUUCUGUACCCCGUCGGGAACCUGUCCAACAGCUCUUCUGCUGUGCCCUGCCAGCACGGCUGGGUGUACGACCACUCACAGUUCCACUCCACCACUGCCACGCAGUGGGAUUUGGUGUGUGACAACAAAAAACUGAACCAAGCUCUCGCGACAUUCUUCUUUGUUGGAGUCACUCUAGGAGCAGUGAUAUUUGGCUUCUUGUCAGAUAAGUUUGGGCGCAAACCCAUGCUCCUGGUCUCAUUCGUAGCGUCUGCUGUGUUUGGGAUAAUCAGCGCUUUCUCUGUCUCCUAUGUGAUGUUUGCUGUAACACGGACACUGUGUGGUAUUUCCCUGACAGGAAUGUCCAUCAUUUCCAUUGCCUUGAGUGUAGAAUGGACUGAUGUUGAGCAUCGCACUUUUACUGGCACUAUCAAUGGCCUGUCUUGGACGGUUGGCAACAUGUUGCUGGCCUUGCUCGCCUAUUUCAUCAGGGACUGGAGGCAGCUGACUCUGGCGGCAACGUCCCCUUGUCUCAUUGCCAUCGUUGCCUGGUGGUGGAUCCCAGAGUCUGCAAGAUGGCUGUUAGCUAAUGGGAAAGCGGAGCAGGCUCAUAAGUAUCUGUCUCAGUGUGCAAAAAUGAAUGGCAAAGAGGGGUCAUCCUCCAUGAUGAACACAGAGGCACUGAGCAAAGUAACGAUAGCAGAGGAUUCCAACACAACCUAUUCCUACUUGGAUCUGGUCAAGACGCCGAAAAUGAAAAGAAUUACUCUUUGUUGUGGACUUGUCUGGUUUGGAGUUGCUUUCACAUAUUAUGGCAUCAGUUUCAAAAUCACAGGGUUUGGUGUCAACAUGUACCUCACACAUUUUAUAUAUGCUGCAAUCGAGGUGCCUGCCAAAGUUGGUACCUACUUUGUCCUUGAUGCAAUUGGGCGAAGAAACGGCCAGGCGUGGUCCCUUAUUAUCACAGGAAUCUUGAUUGGAAUUAAUACAGCCAUCCCUACAGAUCAUGGGCUUCUACGUACAAUCAUAGCGGUUCUUGGAAAGGGCUUUUCAGAAGCUGCAUUCACCACAGCGUUCCUCUACACCACUGAGCUGUACCCCACCGUCCUGAGGCAGUGUGGUCUAGGUUACACAUCCUUCAUGGGCCGGCUGGGGGGUUCGCUGGCGCCGAUGAUCAUGCUCCUGGAAGACGUCUGGACCUUCGCACCUUCCCUGGUCUUUGCGGGAAUGGCUGUUUUCUGCGGGUGCAUCGUAUUCCUGCUGUCCGAAACUCUGGGCAUCCGACUGCCGGAGACAGUCACCGACGUCGAAGAGGGAAGGCAUAAAUCUAAUACUGAAAGCCAGACAACUUGUGAGAAUCCUAAUGACAUAAAUUUAUUACCAAUGACCCCAAAUGGAACUGAGAGAGGAUAAAGGAUUUGUAUUACCCUGGAAGUUGGCUUUGAUCCUGGGCCAAAUGGGUAUCACUGGAAUGAAAUACCCUUGGCUUUGUCCUGCAGGACUGGAAUAAUGAAUGCCACUUAUAUUCAGUCAAGUCAUGUCUGUGUGUGCUCUGAAGCUUUCCACUACUGAUUAGGAUCCGUAAAGGGACCAUAAAGACUCUGGUAUCAUUAACUCUGGUAUCCUAGCUGAAUUCCACUCUGGGCUUGCAUUAUCUGACCUCCCAAAAGUUCCCCACUAAUUCAAUUAGUGAAGCAGUUCAUCGGUUCUGCCCUGAUCUACUGUACCGUGGAGCUGCUAGUGCCAAAUAACUGUUGCAAGUCACUCAGGUCCAUUUCACACUUCUGUGGAUGGUUGAAGUGAAUCUCCUACAACGUAAAAUGCUUUGGGAUCUUUUUGGAUGUAACUUCUAUAUAAAUGCAAAGCAUUGUUAUCUAUUUGUCAGUUUAACAUUCAGGAAGAUGAUUUUCUGGCAAUCAUGGAACAUAUUUGCUCAGUCUACAUUUCAGCCAAUUGGUGGUAUCUGCCUUCAGUUAGCACACUCCACUAAUGGCAGCUAUUCCUUUUCCUAAGCACAC
This is a messenger RNA of Lepisosteus oculatus (spotted gar), 4218 nucleotides long. RefSeq names its product solute carrier family 22 member 7-like. Gene Ontology annotation, biological process: transmembrane transport. Gene Ontology annotation, molecular function: transmembrane transporter activity. Gene Ontology annotation, cellular component: membrane. Lineage: Eukaryota; Metazoa; Chordata; Actinopteri; Semionotiformes; Lepisosteidae. The record is from RefSeq and is a predicted model, not a curated record.